Messenger RNA from Microsporum canis CBS 113480, 561 nucleotides. Its product is annotated as GTP-binding protein Di-Ras2. Lineage: Eukaryota; Fungi; Ascomycota; Eurotiomycetes; Onygenales; Arthrodermataceae. Gene Ontology annotation, biological process: small GTPase-mediated signal transduction. The record is from RefSeq and is a predicted model, not a curated record. The transcript has 3 exons. Gene Ontology annotation, cellular component: plasma membrane. Bases 1 to 561 code for a protein of 186 amino acids. Gene Ontology annotation, molecular function: GDP binding; GTP binding; GTPase activity.
AUGCCUGCACCCAAACAACGAAAGGUCGCCAUAGUGGGCAGUCGAGCCGUCGGCAAAUCCUCGCUCACUGUCCGCUUUGUCGAAGGCACCUUUGUCGACAACUACUAUCCCACCAUCGAAAACACCUUCAAUCGCACCAUCAAGCACAAAGGACAGGACUACAUGACCGAGAUCGUCGACACGGCUGGCCAGGACGAGUACAGCAUCCUCAACUCGAAGCACUUCAUCGGCAUCCAUGGCUACAUGAUCGUCUACUCGGUGGCCUCCAGACAGUCCUUUGAGAUGGUCACCGUCAUCCGCGACAAGAUCCUCAACCACCUGGGCCAGGAUUGGGUCCCUCUCGUCCUCGUCGGUAACAAAAGCGAUCUCCCCGCCGACGUGCGAACAGUCUCUGCGGAAGAAGGCAAGAAGCUGGCAGAGAGCUUCAACUGCGCCUGGGCCGAAGCCAGUGCCCGCAACGACACCAACGUCUCCUCCACGUUCGAGCUCAUGGUGGCCGAGAUCGAAAAGUCGCAGACGCCCAGCGAACCAGCGAAUAACGGCAAGUGCCUCGUCAUGUAG